AUGCACUUCCGAAAGCUCGCAGCACUAGCUGCGGCGACGUCCCUCGCCGGCGCGCAGGAAGAAGCCGGCCCCAGGCGCUCCCCGGAGUGGGAAGCGGCCUACGCCAAGGCCGAGGCCGCGCUCCCGCGGCUCUCGCAGAGCGAAAAGAUCGGCAUCGUCUCCGGCGUCGGCUGGGGCAACGGACCCUGCGUCGGCAACACCAGCCCGGCCUCGUCCAUCGGCUACCCCUCGCUCUGCCUGCAGGACGGCCCGCUCGGCGUGCGCUACGCGAGCAGCGUCACGGCCUUCACGCCCGCGAUCCAGGCCGCCGCGACGUGGGACCUCGAGCUCGUCCGCCAGCGGGCCGCGUACAAGGCCGCCGAGGCCAAGGGCCUGGGCGUGCACGUCAUGCUCGGCCCCGCGUGCGGCGCGCUCGGCAAGAUCCCCGCGGCGGGCCGGAACUGGGAGGGGUUCGGACCGGACCCGUACCUCAUGGGCGCGGCGACGCAGGUCACCAUCGAGGGGAUGCAGUCGGCGGGCGUGCAGGCGACGGCGAAGCACUACAUCGUCAACGAGCAGGAGGUCAACCGCGAGACGAUCAGCAGCAACGUGGGCGACAGGGCGAUGCACGAGCUGUACCUCUGGCCGUUCGCCGAGGCGGUCAGGGCCAACGUGGCGUCCGUCAUGUGCUCGUACAACAAGGUCAACGGGACGUGGGCGUGCGAGAACGACGCCGUCAUGAACAAGCUGCUCAAGCAGGAGCUCGGGUUCCCGGGGUACGUCAUGACGGACUGGGCCGCGUCCACGGGGACGGCGAGCGGCGCCAACAGCGGGCUGGACAUGAUGAUGCCCGGCAGCGACUUCAACGGCGGCACCGUCCUCUGGGGGCCCCAGCUCCAGACCGCGGUCAACGACGGCCGGGUGCCCCAGUCGAGGGUCGACGACGCGGCGCGCCGCAUCCUCGCGGCGUGGUACCUCCUCGGACAGGACCAGGGGUACCCGGCGGUCAACUUCGGCUUGAACGUGCAGGCGAACCACAAGGAGAACGUGCGAGCGGUCGCGAGAGACGGCACCGUGCUGCUCAAGAACGACGGCGCCAUCCUGCCCCUCAAGGCGCCGGGCAAGAUCGCCGUGAUCGGGUCGUCUUCGGUCAACAACCCGCAGGGCAUCAACGCGUGCGUGGACCGCAGCUGCAACGUCGGCAGCCUGGGCAUGGGAUGGGGCUCCGGCACGGUGGACUACCCGUACGUGGUGGCGCCGCUGGACGCGAUCCGCGCGAGGGCGGAGCAGGACGGCACGCAGGUCGCGGCGAGCAGCACCGACGACGCGAACCAGGGUGCGGCGGCGGCGGGCGGCGCGGACGCGGCCUUUGUCUUCAUCACCUCGGACUCGGGCGAGGGAUACCUCACGGUGGACGGCAACCAGGGCGACAAGAACAACCUGGACCCGUGGCACAACGGCAACGAGCUCGUGCGGGCCGUGGCGGCGGUCAACCAGAACGUCGUCGUCGUGGUCCACAGCACCGGCCCGAUCAUUCUCGAGAGCAUCCUCGCGCAGCCGGGCGUCAAGGCCGUCGUGUGGGCCGGUCUGCCGUCGCAGGAGAACGGCAACGCCCUCGUGGACGUCGUCUGGGGCGCCACGAACCCCAACGGAAAGCUGCCUUACACCAUCGGGAAGAGGGCCGAGGACUACGGCACCGCCGUGUCGCGCACGCUCGAGGACAACUUCUCCGAGGGCUUGUACAUCGACUACCGGCACUUUGACCAGGCGGGCAUCGAGCCUCGGUACGAAUUCGGUUUCGGCCUGUCAUACACCAACUACACCUACUCAGACGUCAGCGUCACCUCGACAGCGACGUCCGGCCCUGCGGUAGGCGCGGUAGGCCCCGGAGGACGCGAGGACCUCUUCGGAGAAGUGGCGACGGUGACGGCGACGGUGACCAACAGCGGAGGUGUCGACGGCGCCGAGAUCGUGCAGCUGUACAUCAGCCUCCCGUCCGGCGCGCCGGCGGCGCCGCCGAAGCAGCUGCGCGGGUUCCAGAAGCUGAGGCUCGCGGCGGGCGAGUCCGGGACGGCGACGUUCGUGCUCCGCCGCAAGGACCUCAGCUACUGGGACGUCGCGAGCCAGAACUGGAUCGUGCCGGCCGGGACGUUUGGCGUCAAGGUCGGGGCGUCGAGUAGGGAUAUCCGGUUGGAGGACACCUUGGUCGUGUCGUAG
Messenger RNA from Colletotrichum karsti, 2196 nucleotides. RefSeq names its product putative glycosyl hydrolase family 3 N terminal domain-containing protein. Gene Ontology annotation, biological process: glucan catabolic process. Gene Ontology annotation, molecular function: beta-glucosidase activity. Lineage: Eukaryota; Fungi; Ascomycota; Sordariomycetes; Glomerellales; Glomerellaceae. The coding region runs from base 1 to 2196 and encodes 731 amino acids. The record is from RefSeq and is a predicted model, not a curated record. The transcript has 2 exons.